Erythranthe guttata (spotted monkey flower) is the source of this 1337-nucleotide messenger RNA. The record is from RefSeq and is a predicted model, not a curated record. Lineage: Eukaryota; Viridiplantae; Streptophyta; Magnoliopsida; Lamiales; Phrymaceae.
CUGCAGAAAUAAAUACAGAACCAAAUAGAUACUUGUUGAUAGCAGCUAGUGGAGGCUUAAAUCAACAAAGAACAGGGAUAGUAGAUGCCGUUGUUGCUGCCUAUAUCUUGAAAGCUACGUUAGUCGUGCCUAAGCUUGACCAAGAAUCUUUCUGGAAGGAUCCCAGUAAUUUCUCAGAGAUAUUUGAUGUGGACUGGUUUAUGACGUUCAUGUCGAAAGAUGUGAAGAUUAUAAAAGAGCUCCCUCAAAACGCAACGAAAGUAUUAAGCACUCGUGUACCAAGGAAAUGCAAUCCGAAAUGCUACGAGACUCGUGUUCUUCCCAUCUUUAAUAAGAAACAUGCUGUUGAGCUUACAAAGUUCGAUUACAGGCUGUCUAAUUUGCUCGAAGACGAUUUGCAGAAACUGCGAUGCAGAGUUAACUACCAUGGUUUGAGGUUUAAUGAUCCGAUUCGUGAUAUGGGUCGUAAAUUAGUCGAGAGAAUGAGAAUCAAAAGCAAGCAUUUUAUUGCACUUCAUUUAAGAUACGAACCGGAUAUGCUGGCCUUUUCUGGAUGCUACUAUGGUGGAGGAGAGAAAGAAACGAAAGAACUAAGUGCAAUACAUUUCUACUUGUCUGAAUUGGGUUUUUUUUUUGUUUUUCAGACAAAGGAUCCAGAGAGGGAAAGAAGGCACGGGAAAUGCCCGUUGAGCCCCGAAGAAGUUGGGGUAAUGCUGAGAGCAUUGGGAUUUGGGGAAGAAAUUCAUAUAUAUGUAGCAUCGGGUGAAAUAUAUGGAGGUGAAGAAGCACUUGCACCACUUAAAUCCCUUUUCCCAAAUAUCCAUACUAAAGAGAGUAUUGCCAUUAAAGAAGAGCUAGCACAAUUUUCGCCAUAUUCAUCUCGUAUGGCUGCAUUGGACUUCAUCGUUUGCGAUGAAAGUGACGUUUUUGUCACCAAUAACAACGGGAAUAUGGCCAAGAUACUCUCUGGAAGAAGGAGAUACUUUGGUCACAAACCAACAAUCCGACCGAACACAAAGAAACUACAAAAGUUGUUCCUUAACCGAGACAAUACAACAUGGGAAGAAUUUUCAUCACAUGUGAGGGAAUUCCAAACGGGGUUCAUGGGUGAACCAUUAACAAACGAGGUAAAUAAUACUAAGAAGGGCGAGUUUCACGAAAAUCCUUGGUCUUGCAUAUGUGAAAAUUCAGAAAGAAGAACAAGUAGAAGUAGUAGUCGUAGUAGUAAAGAAGAUGUAGAUAUAAGUAAUGAUGAGGUGUUGUCUGAAUACGAGACAGAUUUAUCAGAAACAGAAUAUCCAGAUGAUGAAAAUGGAAUUCUGCAGGGGAGAUUCUAG